Molecule: messenger RNA, 3476 nt
Organism: Brachypodium distachyon (stiff brome)
Lineage: Eukaryota; Viridiplantae; Streptophyta; Magnoliopsida; Poales; Poaceae
Exons: 9
Coding region: 48-3176 (1042 amino acids)
Biological process (GO): mRNA processing
Source: RefSeq, marked validated
AAUGACUUAGCACCCGUAGUACCCACUCGUGUUCCCUCUUCUUCUCCAUGGCCAACCCAGCGGACGCCGCCAGCGCAGCGGCGAACGACGACGACGUAGAUGAUCUCUAUGCCGACCUCGAUGACCAGGUAGCCGCCGCACUCGCCGCCGCGGGAGAGAGCGGCGGCUCCAACGCCAAGGACUCCGACCCGGCUACCGACGCCGAGGCCGAUGCGAACGAGGCGGUUGAUUUGGGCGACGAGCUCGCCUGCUAUAGUAGCAGCGACGAGGACAGCGAGGAUGAUCUCCACAUUGUGCUCAACGAGGACGGCUGCGCGCCGCCGCCUCCUUCGACUGGCCGAUGCGAGGGUUGGGCGGACGAGAGUGAGGAGGGGGAGGUUCGUGGCAGCCUCGAGAAAGGUCUCUCUAUUAACGACGGCGGCCCUCGCAAGCUUGGUGGGUUCCACCCCCAGGGACUUCUCGACAAAACAACAGUGCCAAUCACAGGACAAGGUGAUCUAGGUUACCAGCAUGCAUUUCAGAAGGAUUAUUAUUUUUUCUUGCCAAGAAACAGGACAGUUUUUGACAUAAACAUCGAAGCAUUUCAGCAGAAGCCUUGGAGACAACAUGGUGUGGAUCUUACUGACUACUUCAAUUUUGAUCUGGAUGAAGAAGGCUGGAGAAAAUAUUGUUUUGGCAUGAAACAAUUCGCAGAUGGAGCCAGAUCACCUGCAGAAAAAUUGCCAGGAAUGGAUCAGGAAUCAUACCACAAUCUCGAAUCUAUUAAGUUAAUGCCAAAGUCAGCAACUUACUGUGGAUUUGAAGGAAGUAAUGACCUUUCCAAGCCAAAGGGUAGAGCAAUCCAUGUUGAAGGUGGUGUGUUUGAACGUCUUCCAUCGGCAGAUCUUUGGCGUCCAAGACAAAGGGAUUCUGAUGUCGUGAUACAAGUUAACAUGAUGCUUUCACCCUCAAAUCACUCCACUUCAGAUGACAAUUCAACAGUAAAUGACAAGUGCAUGACUACUAAAAGAAUAGUGGAUCCCGGCGUCAAAUGUUUGAAAGACACCAGCCUUGUUGUGGACAGGGUGGUUGAUAAGGAAGUGCUUAAUGGAGGUUCGUCAGAGUGUACUAGGAACAAAUUGGAUGUAAGAGAUUCAGAUUGUACAAGGGACCAUUCUUCUAGUUCUGACAUGCUGUCUGAAGAAUCAACAGAAGAUUGCUAUUUUAAGAGAGCCGGUAGACAUUCAAAUUCCAAAGCUCUUUGUUCCGGUACCAAGCUUAAGGAUGUGCAUGCCAAAUCUGAUUUUUGCCGCCAUUCACGUAAAUCAGACCUAGAAAGUAGCACGGAUGACAGUCAUAGCUAUACCCCUUCUCCUGCUGAUGAUAGAUAUCACAAGACAAUUAAAGUUGCAAGGACAGAUGAAGCUGAUUUCAGGUCCAGUGGAGUAUUCAUGAACUGUCAAAAUGACAGCCGUCUCCUUGAAUCUGGGCAUAAAGGAAAAGAACAGAAGAGGAAAGAUUCAGCUCGUGUAAGGGAUGAUGUGUUUGAGAAGGAAGAAAAAAUAGUGGAUAGCUACCCUACCAGGUAUGCUAGAAGCUAUGAGAAAAGAUCUAGGUCCACUUUCCUCAGUAAUGAUCGUCACAAUGCUGUUCACGAUCAGGUGUAUGAAAAGUGUGAUUAUUCACCUAUCGAAAGAUCAGCUUUCAGAAAUGACAUGCAACAUCUUAGCAAUAUCUCUAGCCAUCGGCGCCGUUCUUCUUGGCAUGAAUUCAGUGACGAUGAAGAUGUUGUGCCGAGCUUCUCUUCAGUCAAGGGGUGGCACCAACGCCAUGAUAAUCGAUAUAGGUACAAGUCAAUGCGAAAAGCUGAGAUUUCUGAUGACAUUGAUGGGCGGAUGUAUAGACAAAGUUAUUACCAUGAAACAAGAAGAGUCCGAAAUGACCAUAGUGAGGAUAAUGAUUUUUUCCACAAUGACUACAGAUUUGAUGAGUUGCGGGGUCCUGCGGUUAGAGGAAAAUACCGAAACAGAAGAUCUGCAGAAAGGAAUGAUGAGCAUUUGAGACACCCUUAUCACCUUGGUUUGUCUCCUCAGGCAAAUGACUACCCCAAGAACUUUGAGAGGGACUGGACUACUCCUGGUUUAACUUCCUUGAGAUCAAGAAACAGAUGCAUUGACAACAAUAGAAUUCAGAGCACUAAAAUGAUGCAAUAUCAUCAUGAUGGAUAUUAUCAAAAUAACGAGCACCGCAAUUCUUCAUUUCACGUUGACGGCAUUCAACAACCUGCUUUAUAUACUGCUGCCUCUGCUGAUACUGGUUAUUGUGUUCUGCCAGUCAAGAGGAAGCUCCAUGCUGAUCUUGGUCCCAUGAACCGUAAAGAUCUUGUCGGUUUAGCAUUUCCAAAAGGAAGAAGAUUCACGCAUGACCAAUCCGUGAUCUGUGAUAGGAAGCUUUAUGCUAUGGAAGUGCACAGUUCUACAAAGGAAAUUGGUAGAGCAGACAUUUAUAGUUUCAGUGAUAUGAGAAAUAGUAAUACCAUUUCAAACAUUCAUGAUGAGAGAAGUCAUGAGCUAGUGGUUUUUCAGCCAAAGGACGCAGAUAGCAUCCACUUGAAUGAUAGGAAAAGAAAGUUUAAGCGACACGGCAAUGAGGUAAGGCGUGAAGUUGGACGUGCGAAUGAAGAAUGUCUUCCUGCAGAAAAGGAUUUGCACAGUUCCAAACAUAAGGAUGUACAUGUGAAAAUGCAGAAACUGAAUGGAAGCUAUCAUGACUCGGUCUAUCAGGAUUUGGAGAAGACAAGAUACCAGAAAAGCCAAAAUGGCAAUGAAGAAGAUGAGAUUGAGGAGGGGGAACUGAUUGAAGAGGACCAUCAGGAUAGUUUUCCAAAAAGCAAGCUUAAUCAUCCAAGAAAAGCGACAUUGAAAUCAGUGAUUGAAGCAAGUUCGGCAGGUCAGUUAGAAAUGAUUAAUGCAAUGUCAAAAGAUGUUUGCGACAAGGAAGUUUCAUGGGAAUGUGACAAUAAACACAUACUUGAGGUAAUGGAAAAGAUGCAAAAGAGAAGGGAGAGGUUCAAAGAACCUGUUGUUACCCAAAAUGACGAAGAUGGGAAGAACGAACUGUUAGCUGUUGCAUGUAGUGCAAAUGAUAUCAAGAAUCUGCGACCUGCAAGGAAACGUCGUUGGGGUGGUAGUGGUUAGAUGCUUGAACUAACCUUAAGUCAUGCAUAUUUUAUCUCAUUGUCAUCUUCCAGUACUUGGCAGGAAUCGAAAUGUCAGGAAAACAUUGAGAAGAUGACUGUCUCCAUGGGAUCCAAGUUCAGAUACUGUAGAUUUGAUUUCUUUUGAUGAUUGGAAUAGGAUAAAAAUGUACAAACAUUCACAUUUUAUCUUUCUAAUUCACCUACAGCUCAUUUUUGUCAGAGAAUAAUGGCUCCAGAGUGAACAUCUGCACGUACUUGUAAUGGGCUACUCUUUGUUCGGGAGAGAAUGUUUUUUUUA